CGCCUCCAGCGCCUCGGCCGUCGCCUCCUUCGCCGCCCUCGUCGGUGCCUCUGCCGGGGCGCCCUCCAUCCAUGACGAUGCUACUGGACGGAGGACCGCAGUUCCCCUCGCUGGGAGUCGGGGGCUUCGGAGCCCCGCGCCACCACGAGAUGCCCAACCGGGAGGCGGCGGGGAUGGGGCUCGGUCCCUUCGGGGACGCCUCGCACGCCGCGGCCGCCGCCUUCAAGCUGAGCCCGGCGGCGGCGCACGACCUCUCCUCCGGCCAGAGUUCGGCGUUCACUCCGCAGGGCUCGGGCUACGCCAACGCCCUGGGUCCCCACCACCAUCACCACCACCACCACCACCACCACGCCGGCCAGGUGCCCUCGUACGGGGGAGCCGCGGCCGCCUUCAACUCCACGCGCGACUUUCUGUUCCGCCAGCGGGGCUCGGGCCUCGGGGAGGCGAGUUCCGGGGGCGGCCAGCACGGGCUGUUCGCCGGCUCGCCGGGGAGCCUGCACGGGCCCCCGGGCAUCGCCGAACCCCCGGGCUAUCUGCUCUUCCCGGGGCUGCCGGAGCAGAGCCCGAGUCACCCGUCGCCCACGGCCCACGUGGACAACAACCAGGUGCACUUGGGGCUUCGAGGAGAGCUGUUCGGCCGGCCCGACCCUUACCGCGCGGUGGGCAGUCCGCGGACCGACCCGUACGCCGCGGGCGCCCAGUUCCACAACUACCCCCCGAUGAACGUGAACAUGGGCAUGAACGUGGCGGCCGCGGCGGCGGCGCACCACGGACCGGGCGCCUUCUUCCGCUACAUGCGCCAGCCCAUCAAGCAGGAGCUGGCGUGCAAAUGGCUCGAGGAGGCACAGUUGGGCCGGCCCAAGAAGAGCUGCGACCGGACCUUCAGCACCAUGCACGAGCUGGUGACGCACGUCACCAUGGAGCAUGUGGGGGGGCCGGAGCAGAACAACCACAUCUGCUACUGGGAGGAGUGCCCCCGGGAGGGCAAGUCCUUCAAAGCGAAAUACAAACUCGUCAACCACAUCCGCGUGCACACGGGCGAGAAGCCCUUUCCCUGCCCCUUCCCGGGCUGCGGCAAGAUCUUCGCCCGCUCCGAAAAUCUCAAGAUUCACAAAAGGACGCACACAGGUGAGAAACCCUUUAAAUGUGAAUUUGAAGGCUGUGAUAGACGCUUUGCUAACAGUAGUGACAGGAAGAAGCACAUGCAUGUGCACACAUCCGACAAGCCCUAUAUCUGUAAAGUGUGUGACAAGUCUUAUACACACCCCAGCUCUCUUAGGAAACACAUGAAGCGCUGCAAUUGAACAGACUAUCCGGAGCCCUCCUACCCUGUGCUGAGCUGCAUCUGAUUGGCUGUGGCGAUAUGUGCGUUUCGUUAACUUCUGCCCAUUGACAUAUUAAAUGAAGAUGCACAGGGGAGCGACAUCAGUGAUUUCAAUUGACUCGUCAAUUGCCAGUACAUAGCCCUCAUCAGGCUUCGCUUUGCUAACAAGCUGAUCCAGCACAUGUGACAACAAGGAGGCCAGUCCUUCAAACAAAUGACAUGUUUGAUAAAGAAAUCUUUUCAAACUCAUUAUGCGUUUCGUUUAGCUUUUGUCUUUUGCCCUAGUAUAGCAUCUGUUGCAGGAGGCAUCCGUCCCUUCCUUGAUCGUUGCUGCAUCUUCUGUGAUUGGAGUGUCUUGUCUGCUAAGAGAUGGGAAGUGUAGCUUCUGUUUGUCCCUGUUGUAACGUUGGACUCUGGCCUCUCUGCCUUCCUCAGCUGAGAUUUAAUCUUGUGAAUGAGGCUGCCUUAAGGCAUUAUCCUAAGAUUCUCUAAUAAAAAGGCAAUGUCCUGGAAGAGCUAGGGGUGGAGGGAAGAGUGCCUCUCUGUAAUCUAGGAGCCUUCGAGAAGGAAAUCUGGGGGUUUUUGGCCCACGUGGUAACACAGAGGUGAUAAAACUUCCCAUUGCUUUUGUGAGGCUUGGACAAUUGCAGAGAUGAAAAAUCACAGUUGUGUUGUAAAUAAGAUGUUUGCAAUUCCCUCCUUGGGGAGUAGUGUUUAACUUCAUCUUUUGCUUAUGUGCACGAAACUAAAUACAUGCGUAUGUCUGGAUUCUGGAUUGCAUGCAUCUGGCUCCAUUAGAUUUCAUGUAAUUGCAUAUUGACUAAUGGCAUAAUACAGCUAUUUGACGACUGAAUUGAGGUCCAAAUGCUGCUAUUAGCAGUGUAAUCACUUUGGAUAAGUGAAUAGUUGGACUGUAGUACUUGAAAAUCAGAAACCGGGAGAAUAACCGUUCCGGGGUUUUCAAGGGAAAAGACCCAUUGUAACGUUUUGACUCAGAUGUAAACUAUUAUGAAUUCUAAUUUGUAGGUCAUGAGGAAAAGUAAUUGUGGUAAUUGUGAGACCUCUCAAUGCUUCAAAACUAAUGCCCUGUGCUGUCUUUUCAUUGCUUAUAUAUAAUAUAUAUGUAUGUAUAUAAACAUUUUCUUUUGCGAGUGAAGUGAUUUCAGAGUCUACAUGUGCUAUAAAUCUUUUAAUUAAAUAUGAAAUCUUUUGGAAAAGGUAAUUAUGUAUUUGUUUUUAAUCUGUGUUCAGUUCUCCGAAUGCACAGCCCGAGGCAAGC
This is a messenger RNA of Sarcophilus harrisii (Tasmanian devil), 2603 nucleotides long. It is a transcript of the gene ZIC3, whose product is annotated as Zic family member 3. The coding region runs from base 72 to 1304 and encodes 410 amino acids. Gene Ontology annotation, biological process: regulation of transcription by RNA polymerase II; central nervous system development. The transcript is spliced from 3 exons. Lineage: Eukaryota; Metazoa; Chordata; Mammalia; Dasyuromorphia; Dasyuridae. The record is from RefSeq and is a predicted model, not a curated record. Gene Ontology annotation, cellular component: nucleus. Gene Ontology annotation, molecular function: DNA-binding transcription factor activity, RNA polymerase II-specific; RNA polymerase II cis-regulatory region sequence-specific DNA binding.